AUGAUGUCAUAUGGAUACCAACAAACACCAAUUGUUGCACCACCAGCAAAAUUCCAAGCUCUUUGGUUUUAUUCAUUCUAUACUCAAAUCCAACACCAACAACUCCAUGAGAUGUCUGCUUGGUUUAGAUCAAUUGAUAAAGACAGAAGUGGUUCAAUUUCAGCAAUGGAAUUACAACAUUUACAUGUUGGUUAUGGCCCAUUAGGUAUUGAAACAGCUACAAAAUUAAUUAGAGUAUUUGAUGUUGAUAAGAGUGGUCAAAUUGAUUUUUAUGAAUAUGCUGCAUUGCAUCAAUUUAUUAAUAUUUUAUAUGCCAACUUUUUAGCCAAUGACCGUAAUCGUAGUGGUACAAUUGACGCUCAAGAAAUUCACAGAGCAUUAGGUACAUCUGGAUUUAAUCUUCCAUUUAACACUGUUAAUUUACUUUUCUUAAAAGCCUCACCACGUGGUUAUGGUUUAAAGUUCAGCGACUUCCUUGGAUUAUGCGCAUCCAUUGCCAUCGCCAGAUCAUUAUUUGAAGCUCAUGAUAGAAUGAGAACUGGUGUUGCUCAUUUGAAUGUUAAUCACAUUUAUGAUAUUAUUAGCUUAGUUUAA
This is a messenger RNA of Dictyostelium discoideum AX4, 594 nucleotides long. RefSeq names its product penta EF hand calcium binding protein (gene pefA). The record is from RefSeq and is a predicted model, not a curated record. Gene Ontology annotation, cellular component: membrane; cytoplasm. Bases 1 to 594 code for a protein of 197 amino acids. Gene Ontology annotation, molecular function: calcium ion binding. NCBI's taxonomy places the organism in Eukaryota, Evosea, Eumycetozoa, Dictyosteliales, Dictyosteliaceae. The transcript has 4 exons.